CAGAUCUGACUCGUCUCUCUCACGUCAAUGGGCUCCUGAAUCCAAUACAACUGCGAUUCCGCUCCAGAAACACCGCCACAACCACCAUCAUCAUCAGAAGAUCACAGACGUGUAUAUUGGAGUGGAGCCCGAAGAUGUCGUUGGUAACGGCCGUUCGUGAUUACAUCAACCGGAUGUUGCAGGACAUCUCCGGCAUGAAGGUUCUCAUCCUUGAUUCUCACACGGUAAGUACAAUUAGUGUUGCGUAUUCACAGUCAGAGCUUCUUCAGAAAGAAGUAUUCUUGGUAGAGUUGGUAGAUAACAUUUCCAAGUCAAAAGAAUCAAUGUCGCAUCUCAAGGCAGUUUUCUUCCUCCGGCCCACGUCAGAGAAUAUCCAACGAUUGCGGCGUCAGCUAGCUAGUCCUAGAUUUGGAGAGUACCACCUAUUUUUUUCCAACCUAUUGAAGGAUACACAGAUUCAUAAUUUAGCUGAUUCAGAUGAACAGGAAGUUGUCCAACAAGUUCAGGAAUUCUAUGCGGACUUUGUGGCAAUUGAUCCUUACCAUUUCACUUUGAAUGUGCCAUCAAAUCACCUUUAUAUGCUCCCAGCAGUUGUAGAUCCUCCAAGUUUGCAGAACUUCUGUGACCGAGUGGUUGAUGGUAUUGCAGCUGUUUUCUUGGCAUUAAAAAGACGACCUAUUAUUCGAUAUCAAAGGACCUCGGAUAUUGCCAAGAGGAUAGCACAAGAAACAGCAAAACUGAUGUACCAGCAGGAAAGUGGGCUUUUUGAUUUCAGGCGAACGGAAGUUUCUCCGUUGUUGCUGGUAAUUGAUAGGAGGGAUGAUCCUCUGACCCCAUUGCUGAAUCAGUGGACGUAUCAGGCAAUGGUUCAUGAGUUGAUAGGAAUUCAAGACAACAAGGUGGAUUUGAGAAGUACUGGCAAAUUUCCGAAGGAUCAACAGGAGGUCGUGUUGUCAUCAGAACAAGAUGCCUUUUUCAAAGCUAACAUGUAUGAGAAUUUUGGAGAUAUUGGAAUGAAUAUCAAGCGAUUGGUGGAUGAAUUUCAGCAGAUUGCAAAGAGUAACCAGAACAUCCAGACAAUAGAAGACAUGGCCAAAUUUGUUGACAAUUACCCUGAAUACAAAAAAAUGCAAGGAAAUGUUUCAAAGCAUGUGACAUUGGUCACAGAAAUGAGCAAGAUAGUUGAAGAGCGGAAACUCAUGUUGGUUUCACAAACAGAACAGGAGUUGGCUUGCAAUGGUGGUCAAGUGGCAGCUUUCGAGGCAGUGACAAAUCUUUUAAACAAUGAAAGUAUAUCUAAUAUUGAUCGUCUACGCUUGGUGAUGCUUUAUGCUUUGCGCUACGAGAAGGAAAGCCCUGUUCAAUUGAUGCAGCUUUUUAACAAACUGGCUUCUCGGUCUGCCAAGUACAAACCAGGGCUUGUCCAGUUCCUCUUGAAGCAAGCGGGUGUUGAUAAGCGAACUGGGGAUCUUUAUGGAAAUCGAGAUUUUCUGAAUAUUGCUCGUAACAUGGCUCGCGGACUGAAGGGCGUUGAGAAUGUGUACACGCAGCACCAACCACUUUUGUUCCAAACUGUGGAAAGCAUUACCAAGGGACGGAUGAGAGAUGUGGACUACCCAUACGUUGGCAAUCAUUUUCAGCAGGGCAGCAGGCCCCAGGAAGUAGUCAUAUUCAUUGUUGGAGGGACAACAUAUGAAGAGUCACGUUGUGUUGCUCUACAAAAUGCCAGCAAUUCUGGAAUUCGUUUUAUACUUGGUGGUUCUGUGGUUCUGAAUUCUAAGAGAUUUCUGAAGGACUUGGAAGAAGCUCAGAGGAUGACUCGUCCUAGCACUACCGUGCUUUGAAGCCUGCCAUACGUCUUGAGAGUCAGUGGAUCGUGUUCCUGCUCAUUUUGAUUGGCAUUGUUCCAAUUUUGUCAACUCAUUCCUGUCGCCAUCAAAAUUGUCAAUGAUGCUAGCCAAAUUUCAUUAACUUUGCUUGCUUUUCCUGUAUGCAACACCGCAUAUAUAGAAAAUCUUCAUAUUUCCAAGCGGCUUCUAGAUUGGUUCUAUGUUUUACGAGCGGAUGUUAAGCUGCUUGCCCUGCAGUUGCUCUUCUACUCGUUAAACAGGGAUGGUUGUGAUGAGUAUAUACAUUUGGAAACUACCUUGUACCCUGAGUUGUGACCCACAGGUUUCUUCCCAGACCCCACUGCCGGCUGGCGUAUCAAACUCCGGGACUAUAUAUAUAUAUAUAUAUAUAUAUAUAUAUAUAUAUAGUUACACUUCUCGCUUCAUAGAUUAUGAUCUCUGCCUCUGGCCUCCUCUUUGUCUCCCUUGUUCACUUCUCUAGUCUCUCCAACUCUUGCUUUCAUGGCCCCCAAUGACAAACUAGAUGUUGCUUAAUCCCCUAACCAUCGGAUCAUCCGUCGUGGUCGAAUUAGCACCCUUAAUGGCUAGAUCGACACUGGCUCACGUUUGUCAUGAGCUCCGAUGAUCUGUUGGCGUGGUUUGUUAUUGCAAAUAUAUGUGGUUUUUAGUUGGGAUUUUAUGGACUAAGUUUCAAAUUUGGCAUAAGAAAAUUGUGGAUUUUUAUAUUGGCUAAAACCUGCCACUUCAGAUAUGCACAUUUACAAUUUCCCAAGUCAUAUGUAUAAAGAAUAAUGCUUUGUACUCA
Corylus avellana is the source of this 2655-nucleotide messenger RNA. The record is from RefSeq and is a predicted model, not a curated record. Lineage: Eukaryota; Viridiplantae; Streptophyta; Magnoliopsida; Fagales; Betulaceae.